AUGACAGAAGAUGUCGACCAGCACAUCCUCGACAAAUACGAGCUUCAGAAGCGCUUGGGCAAAGGGGCAUAUGGGAUUGUCUGGAAGGCGCACGACAAACGCACAAAGGAGACCGUUGCCCUCAAGAAGAUAUUUGACGCGUUUCGGAAUCAGACUGAUUCCCAGCGUACGUUUCGUGAAGUAAUGUUUUUGCAAGAAUUUGGGCGUCAUCCAAAUGUUAUAAAAUUGUUUAAUAUAUUAAAAGCAGAUAACGAUAGAGACAUGUAUCUUGUAUUUGAAUAUAUGGAGGCCGAUUUGCAUAACGUCAUCAAGAAAAUGACGAUUCUGAAGGACAUCCACAAGCAAUAUAUUAUGUGCCAGCUCUUUCGGGCAAUUCGAUUUUUGCAUUCUGGAAAUGUGCUGCAUCGUGAUUUAAAACCGUCAAACGUACUCCUGGACGCCGAUUGCCGAGUGAAGCUGGCAGAUUUUGGCUUGGCGAGGUCAUUAUCAUCGUUAGAAGACUAUCCCGAGGGUGAACAAAUGCCGGAGCUUACGGAAUACGUAGCCACCAGGUGGUAUCGAAGCCCGGAGAUAUUACUAGCGGCUAAAAGGUAUACGAAAGGCGUGGAUAUGUGGAGUUUGGGGUGUAUUCUUGGAGAAAUGUUGUUAGGACGGGCCCUGUUUCCCGGGACUUCUACAAUAAAUCAGAUCGAGAGGAUAAUGAAUACGAUAGCGAGGCCUUCAAAGGGGGACAUUGACAGUAUUGGGAGCCACUACGCUGCAUCGGUUUUGGAGAAAAUGCCGACGAGACCACGAAAACCGAUCGAUAUCUUCAUUCCGUCGAGCAACCCGAACGCGAUCGACUUGAUCCACCGGCUUCUCCUUUUCGCUCCUCAUCGCCGGCUGACCGUUGAGCAAUGCCUCGUCCACCCCUAUGUCCUCCAAUUCCACAAUCCUUCUGAUGAACCUGCACUACCGUAUGACGUCUCUCUGCCUCUUCCUGACCAUAUACAAUUGACGAUUGAUGAUUAUAGAAACAAACUCUACGACAUGAUCUCCGCGAAAAAGACCCACAUCCGCCGCAUCCAACACGAGCGCAUCCGCCAACAAGUACAGCAACAAUCAAAUCAACCGCCGUAUUAUAACCAUUAUGGCAAUGGCUAUUACAAGGAACAACAACCGAAAAUGAGGGAAAGGGCAGCCUCCGCUGAUUCUCGGACGUCUUCAAAGACUCUGGUGCAAAAUGGGUCCGCGAAGAGGUCGUCGGAGAAGCAGAGGAGAAAGUCGCAGGAUAGGAACUCUGAGAAGUACGGGUCAACAGAAAAAAUGCGGGUGUUCGCGAGCAUCAAGGGCGCCACGUCCACGCUGAUGAAACAACCGCAAAAAUUCCUGGGAAACGGGCAC
Molecule: messenger RNA, 1383 nt
Organism: Mesorhabditis spiculigera
Lineage: Eukaryota; Metazoa; Nematoda; Chromadorea; Rhabditida; Rhabditidae
Source: the annotation of a GenBank genome assembly